UGUUAACCUGAUGUCAUUGAAGCAGGCCAGUGGCAGUCAACCAGCUAUGCUGAUGUACAGUGCGUACAACUUCUACCCAAAGAAAAUCAAAGUGUCCUGGCUCAGAGAUGGAGAACCAGUGACCUCUGAUGUGACGGCCACUGAGGAGCUGGCGGAUGGAGACUGGUACUACCAGAUCCACUCCCACCUAGAGUACACACCCAAAUCUGGGGAGAAGAUCUCCUGUGUGGUGGAGCACGCCAGCUUCCAGAAACCCAUGGUGUACGACUGGGACCCGACUCUUCCUGAGUCUGAGAGGAACAAGGUUGCUAUUGGAGCUUCAGGGUUGGUGUUGGGGAUCAUCCUAUCAGCUGCUGGAUUCAUCUACUACAAGAGGAAAUCCUCAAGACCUUACUAAGGUUGUCACAAUGAAGCUUCCAGAU
This is a messenger RNA of Electrophorus electricus (electric eel), 422 nucleotides long. Lineage: Eukaryota; Metazoa; Chordata; Actinopteri; Gymnotiformes; Gymnotidae. The record is from RefSeq and is a predicted model, not a curated record.